AUGGCCCUGGACGAUCCGCGCCUGGAAUGGAUCCGGGACCGUGUGUACUGCGGCUUCGGGCUGACAGACCCGAAUUGCUUCGAGGAGCUGCUGAACCGGAACGAUGGAGAAGAUGAAGUCAAGCUUCUGCGGUUUCUCAAUGAGAGCACAGACGAGGAGGGCGCCUCAGCUCUGCUGUUCUUCAAGAGCACCAGACAAGAGGAGCUGGAGGUGGAGAUAGCAGUGGAACCAGACGAUCCAGUAACGCAGAGCGUUUCCCCACGUGAGGAAGAUAAUAACCCUCCAGUCAGCAAUGGGACAGAAGAACCCAGCCUAGCAUCUGCCGACACCAACUCACUAGUUCCAUCUAGUGGCAAAAAAGACGAGACAUUGAAAGUUCCAAGUCUACAUACGGACGCAGAUGGAAGAGCGGAGGCCUAUAUCCCUUUUGGGACAGAAAGCAGUCCAGAGUCGAGCCAAGAAGGAGCUCCUGAAGAUUCAGUUGUUCCCAUUAAACUCACCAAAACAAUCAAACAGAAGAUCAAUCGGGCUGUUCUACACGUCUCUUUCAACUGCAUCCCACAAGAAUUUGCGGAAUUGAAAGCCUUGUAUUUUCUGCGUAACACCCAAGAAACGAUUUCAGAGCCCAAUGAUAUGCGGGAAGCUAAUGACGUCAUGCCGAUGUUCUUGGAGUAUGGAAUCCUGAAUGGACAUUGCCUUCAGAUGCUCAAGCAGGUCUUCUCACAGGUCUUUAUGCCUCUGUUGUCUUACAAUGAACACAAAAGCAAAGAUAUCUCCCUUCAAGAGGAUCAAGCUCAGCAGACAGGAUCCCCUGAAGACAUAAGUGACAAAGAUUCCUUAAAGCUGGAAGAGCCAAAUGUGGAACUAAGAAGUGUACAGCUAAUUCGAGAUGAAUUCCUUAUGAACAUGCAGAAAUUCCUGAACCAUAUUCAGCAAACAAUACAGCAACUUGAAGGAGAAAUUAAAUUAGAAAUGCCAGAUGUGAACCUUGACACUGAACCUGCUGUAGUGGCAGCAGAUAAAACUGCUGUAGAGAAACUGGAGCAAUGUGUGAUGAAUUGGCAGACACAAGUGUCCGCAGCUCUGGAGGAACUGCUGCAAAAGAAACCGCAGGGAAAGUCUCCACUGGCUGAAAUUGACUUCUGGCGCGAGCGCAAUGCUACGUUAAGUGCACUUAGUGAACAGCUGAAACUUCCCACAGUGAAGAAGGUCUUAAAUGUUUUGUCUAUUGCUGAUCCUGGUUUAGUACAAAAUCUGGAUCUUACAGUAACUGAGCUUGCAAAGUACCAUGUAGAAGCUGCUGAUAAUGUCCGCUUCCUAACCACUCUUGAACGUCAUUUAAAGAACUUAACACACGGGACAGGUUUUAAUGUAGUCCUGGAUACAAUCCCUCCAAUGAUGAAUGCUUUAAGAAUGGUGUGGAUUAUUUCCCGUCAUUACAAUAAGGAUGAAAGAAUGGUCCCAUUAAUGGAGCGAAUUGCCUGGGAAAUUGCAGAAAGAGUCUGUCGAGUUUUGAAUAUUCACAUUUUUUUUCGAGAGAACAGAGAAGCAGCAAAAAACAAAACCCUGGAGGCAAAGAGAACCCUGGAAUUAUGGAAAAGUUGCUACUUCGAAGUCCGCGCUAAGAUUGAAGCUUCAGGGAGGGACCAGCGUUGGGAAUUUGAUAGAAAACGUCUUUUUGAGAAAACGGACUACUUGGCUACUAUUUGUCAAGAUCUCUUUGAUAUUUUGCAGGUUCUAGAGGAGUUUUACAACAUAUUUGGUCCAGAAUUAAAAGCGGUCACUGGUGAUCCCAAGCGUAUUGAUGACGUUUUGCAUAGAGUUGAUGGUCUUAUCAAACCAAUGGAAGACCUGUCUUUCGAUCCCUUCAAUAUAAAAUACGCUCAACAAUGGAAACUUGUCAUAGAUGACUUUAAGAAUGAAGUCCAGGCCAUUGAAGGAGAAGCCAUACAUUUUAUUGACGAAUCAUUUAAAAGUCUUCGCUCAGCUGAGGCUGCAUUUGACAUGCUAUUGAAGUUUAAGCACAUUCGCUCUCGAGAAGCCAUCAACAAGCAGAUGAUGAUGAAAUUUAAUGCUAUUCUGGAGCAGUAUUGUAAAGAGGUUGACAUAGUAAACAAUCUCUUUGUGAAAAACCUGGAAACCCCUCCUCUCUACAAGAAUCAUCCUCCAGUGGCUGGGGCAAUAUAUUGGGAAAGGUCACUUUUCCUCCGAAUUAAACACACAAUUGUUCGGUUUCUGGAAAUGGAAGAGAUGCUAGCAAGUGAACAUGGAAAAAUGGCCAAGGCAAAAUAUUUGGAAGUGGCAAGAAGAAUGAAGGAGUAUGAAGACAAGAAGUAUGAGGCUUGGAAAGAGAGCACAGAUCAGAUCCUGCCAUCUCUGCUGAAAAGAAGUGUACUUGUCAACAUACAUGUACCUGGUCUUAUUAACCACACCAACAUAUCUCUUACUGAAAUGGAUGUGGACCAACUUAAAGCUGACACUAACUAUAAGAAUGUGCACUACACUGUGAACUUUGCACCAGAACUGCAAGAAAUUAUCACAGAAACCAAACACAUGGAGCAAUUGGGCUUUUCUGUUGGUGAAUUACCACGAAAUGUAGCCCUGCAAGAAGACAAGUUCUUAAGGUACAUCGAUGACCUGAAACAAAUUCUUGCUUCUUACGAAAAACUGAUACAGUCACUAAAUGAAGCUGAAACCCAACUUCUUGAUAAUCACAUCCGAGAACUUUUGAAAGUGUUUAGAUCUGGAUACAGAAGAUUGAAUUGGAACUCAUUAGGUAUUGGCGACUUCAUUAACCGUUGCACCCAGGCAGUCUCAAAGUUUGAGUCUUUGGUACUUAAAAUUCAGAAGAAUGCAAACGACAUUGACAAUAAACUGACUGCUAUUGAAUCUGCAAACCUUUUUAAAUGUAUCAAUAAGACGGGAACAGAUCUUCCAGGUGUCAAGGAAUUCUUUGAAUACAUUGAAAAUGAGCGGUCCAGAGACGUCGAAAUUAUGGUCAGAAAGUAUACUGCCAUUGGAUCUAUCUUAACAAAAAUAGAAGGCCUAGUGGUGAACAUGAACACAGGGAAGAAUCCGCAGAUGGCUCAGUAUUACGCUUUCUGGGAAAACAAAGUGUACACCACACUGACAAAGAUGGUCAUAAAGAACUUCCAGGCUUUUAAUGCGGCUAUUAUCGCAAAUGUUCCUCUCUUUCAAGUUGAAACCAUCCUAUCUGCUCCAGAAAUAAUUCUUCACCCUAACUUCAAUGAAAUCUUUAAGUUGAUUGUACAGUGCUACAAGGGAUGUCUUGAAACCACAAAGAGUUUUGUACGCUGGAUGCAUGGAACCUGCAUGCUCUGUCCUCCUCAAAAAUCCGAAGACGAUGAACCCAUUAUCUACAGUUUUUACAAUGACAUUUACCAGAAUCCUCAGAUCACAGAACAAGCUCUUAUUAUCAACCAGAACAUGCACAAGCUGCUCACAUCACUUACAAAGUACCUAAACCGGUGGAAGAGAUACCGACCUUUAUGGAAGCUGGAUAAGGCCAUUGUACUGGAGAGGUUUGCCGCCAGGAAGCCAUCCUGCGUCACAUUUGAUGAGAAGUUGCAGUUCUAUAGUCGGCUAGCGCUGGAGGUUAUGCAACAGCCCUUAAUUAAAGAUGAACAGUGUAUUAGACUCUAUCUGGGACCGCUAGCCUACACUGUGCAGGAAAAUGCUAGCGCAUGGGUAAACUCCCUUGGACACCUUCUGAAUGAGUCUGCCCGUGAACAGCUGUACGGUCUCAGAGAUGAGUUGGAUAGACUGUCAAUAAAUCUGAUGAGGACACCAGAUACUCUUGAAGAUCUUAAGUUUGUUCUUGCCACAAUUGCGGACAUUAGAGAUAUGUCUCUAGUUGUUGAAAUGCGAUAUCGAGAUAUCCAAGAAAGAUAUAGAACCCUGACAAUGUAUAAUAUUGAGUUUGAUGAAGAAGAGAAAGUUUUGUCUGAGAAAAUAACACAUAUCUGGGAAGAUCUGUUCCUGGAAUCAAAGCAGGUGGAUCGCAGCCUUGGAAAAGUGAAAAGGAAAUUUACUCAGAUUACAAAAGAUCAAAUUGAAGACUAUAAGAAAGAGGUGGUUCAGUUUGCAGAAUUGUUCCGUUCUGAAGGACCUGGAGCUGUUGGAGAUGACCUUGAUAAAGGUGUACAGAUUCUGGCUGCUUAUGAAAAAGAGCUGAUGAAGUAUGAAAAGAACAGACAGGAGUUGGCAAAUGCUGAAAAACUUUUUGACCUUCCUAUAACUAUGUAUCCUGAACUCUUACAAGUGCAAAAAGAAAUGAAGGGUUUGCGUCAAAUUUAUGAUAUCUACAGUGCUCAAAAGCUCGCCAAAGAGGAAUGGUCACAGACACUGUGGGCAAAUUUAAAUGUUCAAAUACUUCAAGAUGGAAUUGAUGGAUUUCUCAAAACUUUCAGAAAACUUCCAAAAGAAAUUCGCAGUCUGCCAGUGGCUUUUUACCUUGAGUCUAAAAUGAAGGAAUUUAAAGACUCAAUUCCUUUACUUCUUGAUCUAAAGAAUGAAGCUUUGAGAGACAGACAUUGGAAGGAUCUGAUGACCAAAACAGGGACAAAUUUUGAAAUGAAUCCUGACACGUUUACCCUAGAAAACAUGUUUGCCAUGGAACUCCACAAAUAUGUUGAUGUCAUCAGUGACAUUGUAGCUUCAGCAGUUAAAGAGCUUAGCAUAGAAAAGGGUGUUAAAGAAAUUGUAGAUACAUGGGAAAAUAUGAAAUUUACUGUACAGAGAUAUAUAAAGGGCACUCAAGACCGAGGAAGUAUAUUGGGAUCCGUCGAUGAUGUUCUACAAAUACUUGAUGACAAUGCCAUGAACUUACAAAGUAUCUCUGGAAGUCGCUUUGUUGGUCCUUUCCUGAAUACAGUGCAACAAUGGGAAAAAUCACUCUCUCUUAUCGGAGAAGUAAUUGCAGUGUGGAUGGUAGUUCAACGAAAAUGGAUGUAUUUGGAGAGUAUAUUCAUUGGAGGUGAUAUCAGGUCACAGCUGCCAGAAGAGGCAAAAAAAUUUGACAAUAUUGAUAAAAUAUUUAAAAGGAUAAUGUCAGAAACCGUGAAGGAUCCAGUAAUAAAACGUUGCUGUCAGGCCUCAAAUCGACUUUUUGACUUACAAAACCUAAGUGAGGAUCUUGAGAAAUGUCAAAAGAGCUUGAACGAUUACUUGGACUCUAAGAGAAAUGCUUUUCCUCGGUUCUUUUUCAUAUCAGAUGAUGAGCUGCUCAGUAUUCUGGGCAGCAGUGAUCCCAUGUGUGUUCAGGAGCACAUUAUCAAGAUGUAUGACAACAUUUCAUCACUGAGAUUUCAAGCUGGAGACAUUGGUGAGAUGUUGGCAACCGGCAUGAUCUCCGCUGAAGGAGAGGUGAUGGCAUUCCGCCAGGCCAUAGCAGCUGAAGGUCGGGUGGAGGAUUGGAUGACCGCCGUACUGCAGGAAAUGAGGAGAACCAACAGACUCAUUACUAAGGAGGCUAUAUUCAGAUACUGUGAGGAUAAGAGCAGGGUGGAUUGGAUGCUGUCGUACCAAGGGAUGGUUGUCUUGGCUGGUAAUCAGGUAUGGUGGACCUGGGAAGUAGAAGAUGUCUUCCAUAAGGUUAAGAAGGGAGAGAAACAAGCACUGAAAAACUAUGCUAAGAAAAUGCACCAGCAGAUUGAUGAACUUGUUACCCGGAUCACAGAACCUCUAUCUAAAAAUGACAGGAAGAAAUAUAACACCGUUCUAAUCAUUGAUGUACAUGCCAGAGACAUUGUGGACAUCUUUGUGAGAGACAGCAUUAUGGAUGCCCGUGAGUUUGAAUGGGAAAGUCAACUACGCUUCUACUGGGACAGAGAACCAGAUGAAUUGAAUGUCCGCCAGUGCACUGGAACCUUUGCCUAUGGUUAUGAGUACAUGGGUCUUAAUGGGAGGCUGGUCAUUACUCCUCUGACUGAUCGGAUCUAUCUCACGCUUACACAGGCAUUGUCCAUGUAUUUAGGUGGGGCGCCUGCCGGGCCAGCAGGAACUGGUAAAACCGAGACAACUAAAGAUCUGGCUAAAGCUCUUGGGUUGCUGUGUGUGGUGACCAACUGUGGUGAAGGCAUGGACUACAAGGCUGUCGGUAAAAUCUUCUCUGGCCUGGCUCAAUGUGGAGCAUGGGGCUGCUUUGAUGAAUUCAACCGCAUUGACGCCUCUGUACUCUCAGUCAUUUCCUCUCAGAUACAGACCAUACGUAAUGCUUUAAUCCAUCACUUGAAGAGAUUUCAGUUUGAAGGUCAGGAGAUUGCCAUGGAUGCUCGUAUGGGGAUCUUUAUUACAAUGAACCCUGGUUAUGCUGGCCGUACAGAAUUACCAGAAUCAGUAAAGGCUCUGUUUAGACCUGUGGUUGUAAUUGUACCAGACCUCCAGCAAAUCUGUGAAAUCAUGCUAUUUUCAGAAGGAUUUCUUUUGGCCAAGAACCUGGCUAAAAAGAUGACCGUAUUAUAUAGACUUGCCAAAGAACAACUGUCCAAACAGCAUCAUUAUGAUUUUGGAUUGCGUGCCUUAAAAUCUGUUCUGGUGAUGGCUGGGGAGUUGAAGAGAGGUUCACCAGACUUAAGUGAAGAUGUCGUUUUGAUGAGAGCACUAAGAGACAUGAACCUUCCCAAGUUUGUGUUUGAAGACGUCCCCCUGUUUCUUGGUUUAAUUUCGGACCUGUUCCCGGGACUGGACUGCCCCCGAGUUCGCUACCCAAACUUUAAUGAUGCAGUGGAAGAAGCCCUUAGAGAUAACAACUAUAUCAUGCUGCCUGUUCAGGUAGACAAAGUUGUUCAGAUGUAUGAGACAAUGCUGACGCGUCACACUACUAUGGUGGUUGGCCCCACAGGAGGGGGCAAGUCUGUCGUAAUUAAUACUUUGUGUUUGGCACAGACUAAACUUGGUCUUACAACAAAGUUAUAUACACUGAAUCCCAAAGCCAUGAGUGUGAUUGAACUGUACGGUAUCCUGGACCCAACGACAAGGGACUGGACUGAUGGAGUCCUUUCAAACAUCUUCAGGGAAAUCAACAAGCCAACAGAUAAAAAAGAGAGACGGUAUAUAUUGUUCGAUGGAGAUGUUGAUGCUCUCUGGGUAGAAAAUAUGAAUUCAGUAAUGGAUGACAACAAGCUAUUGACCUUGGCAAAUGGAGAGCGAAUUAGACUUCAGCCACACUGUGCAUUAUUAUUUGAGGUUGGAGAUUUACAAUAUGCAUCACCUGCUACUGUAUCCCGUUGUGGGAUGGUUUUUGUAGAUCCUAAGAAUCUUAAAUACAGGCCUUACUGGCAGAAGUGGGUCAGCAAUAGGCAAAACAAGCAAGAACAAAUUGAGUUAAACCGCCUAUUUGAGAAAUACGUGCCACCUUGCAUUGAAAUGAUUGUUGAAGGAAUCAUGGAUGGGAAACAAGGAGAAAAGUUGAAAACUAUUGUUCCUCAAACAGAUCUAAACAUGGUGACACAGUUGUCUAUUAUGCUUGAUGCUUUAAUUGAAAAAGAAGUUGAAGAUAUGGAUGUUUUAGAAUGCUACUUCAUAGAGGCUUUAUAUUGCUCAUUGGGAGCAACAUUACUUGAAAAUGGAAGGAUUAAAUUUGAUGAGUACGUAAAACGUUUAGCCUCAAUGUCAAGUAAUUAUGAUGAGCAGACCCUAGCUGGACCUGGAGAACUUCCUGGUCAGCUACCUACAAUUUAUGACUUUCAUUUUGACGGUGACAAAAACAAAUGGAUACCCUGGAGUAAAUUGGUUCCAAAAUAUAUACACAAUUCAGAGGAGAAAUUUAUUGAUAUUCUAGUUCCUACGGUGGACACUACACGUACCACUUGGCUGUUGGAGCAAAUGGUGAAAAUUAAAAGACCAGUAGUACUUGUUGGUGAAUCUGGUACAUCUAAGACGGCUACUACAAUGAACCUCCUAAGGAACUUAAACAGUGAUAACACGAUGCUGCUGACUAUCAAUUUCUCUUCUCGUACUACUUCUAUGGACAUCCAAAGAAAUCUAGAAGCAAAUGUAGAGAAACGUACAAAAGACACCUAUGGGCCACCUAUGGGCAAGCGGUUAUUGGUGUUCAUGGAUGACAUGAAUAUGCCAAAGGUAGAUGAAUAUGGGACACAGCAGCCAAUUGCUCUGUUAAAGUUGCUGCUGGAAAAGGGUGGCAUGUAUGACCGUGGUAAAGAACUGAAUUGCAAGUUCCUAAGGGAUCUUGGAUUUGUAGCUGCAAUGGGAAAAGCUGGUGGAGGCCGGAAUGAAGUGGACACUCGAUUUAUAUCCCUGUUUACUGUGUUUAAUGUGCUUUUCCCUUCAGAAGAAUCAUUGCAUCUUAUUUACUUCUCCAUUCUACAAGGGCACACAAUGCUAUUCCAUGAAGAUGUUCAAGCCAUUUGUGAUAAGCUAACUUCCUGUACCCUGGAGCUUUAUAAAAUGAUUGUUCGGGAUCUUCCUCCAACACCUUCAAAGUUCCAUUAUAUAUUUAACCUUCGAGAUCUUUCCAGAGUGUUUCACGGAUUGAUUUUGACAACUCCAGAAAGAUUCCAGACAGUGGCAGAGAUGGUGAGAGUCUGGAGGAAUGAGGCCCUGAGAGUUUUCCAUGACAGACUAAUCAAUGAAAACGAUAAGACAGUGGUACAAGGUCAUAUUCGGAGUCUAAUUGAAGAACACUUCUUGGCUGACCUGGAUUAUGUCAUGCGAGACCCUGUUCUUUUUGGGGACUACAGAACAGCGAUGCAUGAAGGGGAACCACGAGUGUAUGAAGACAUCCAAGAUUUUGAUGCAGCUAAAGCUCUCUUUCAAGAAAUCCUUGAAGAAUAUAAUGAAAGCAAAACAAAAAUGAACUUAGUUCUUUUUGAUGAUGCACUUGAGCAUUUAACCCGAAUUCACCGCAUUAUAAGAAUGGAUCGAGGUCAUGCUCUGCUGGUUGGUGUCGGAGGCUCAGGAAAGCAGUCCCUUGCUAGGCUUGCAGCAUUUGCUGCCGGAUAUGAGGUUUUUGAAAUUGUUCUAAGCCGUGGAUAUGGCGAGAACAGUUUCAGAGAAGAUUUGAAGAAUCUCUACAUAAAGCUUGGUUUAGAGAACAAGAAGAUUAUUUUCUUGUUUACAGAUGCACAUGUGGCAGAAGAAGGGUUUCUGGAACUUAUUAAUAACAUGCUAACGUCUGGAAUGGUCCCAGCACUUUUCCCAGAUGAUGAGAAGGAAUCUAUUCUAAACCAAAUCAGAGAUGAAGCUGGAAAACAUGGUGUGGGACCUGCCAAAGAGAGCAUUUGGCAGUUUUUUGUUAACAAGAGCGCAAACAACCUCCAUAUUGUUCUUGGAAUGUCCCCAGUCGGUGAUACAUUGAGGACAAGAUGCAGAAAUUUUCCAGGUUUGGUAAACAACACUGGUAUUGACUGGUUCUUGCCUUGGCCACCUCAAGCGUUGUAUGCUGUCGCAAAGUCAUUUUUAGGAGAGAACCAGAUGAUCCCCUCUCAACAUUUGGAACCCGUCAUCGGCCAUGUGGUUAUGGUUCAUGAUUCAGUUGGAGAGUUUAGUAAAAAAUUCCAGCAGAAACUGAGACGAAGCAACUACGUCACUCCAAAGAAUUAUCUGGAUUUCAUAAACACCUAUUCAAAAUUACUGUAUGAAAAGAACCAGUUUAAUCUGGCACAGUGCAAGCGCUUGGAAGGAGGUCUAGACAAGCUGAAGGAAGCUGCUGUCCAACUGGCUGAACUUAACGUAAAGCUGGCGGAGCAGAAGGUGGUUUUAGCAGAGAAAUCAGCAGCUUGUGAAGCAUUACUGGAUGAGAUAUCUGUUAACACUGCAGUAGCUGAGGAGAAAAGGAAGCUUGCUGAGGAGAAGGCUGCAGAAAUUGAGGAGCAAAAUAAAGUAAUCGCUGUGGAGAAGCAGGAUGCAGAGAGUUCCCUGGCUGAAGCUUUGCCAAUACUGGAAGCUGCAAAGCUGGAACUGCAGAAGUUGGACAGAUCAGAUGUAACUGAGAUUAGGACUUUUGCUAAACCACCAAGGGCGGUUCAGGUUGUCUGUGAGUGUAUCCUGGUGAUGAGGGGCUACAAGGAGAUCAGCUGGAAAAAUGCGAAAGGGAUGAUGUCAGAGCCAAACUUCCUGAAAAUACUCAUGGAAAUAGAUUUUGAUGCAAUCACUCAGAAUCAAGUCAAGACAGUCAGAGGAUUCUUAAGAAAUCUAAAUGCCACAUUUGAAGAGAUGGAAGCCAUUAGUAAAGCUGGCCUGGGAAUGUUGAAAUUUGUUGAUGCUGUAAUGGGUUAUUGUGAUGUGGCUAAAGAGAUUAAACCGAAACGAGAAAAGGUGGCAAAACUGGAAAGAAACUAUCACAUGAGUAAACGUGAGCUGGAAAGGAUCCAAGCUGAACUAGCUGCUAUACAAAGUGAAUUGAAAACCCUUGGAGAACGAUAUGAGUCUGCCAUAACAGAGAAGCAAAAACUUCAAGAGGAAGCAGAAAUUAUGGAGCGCAGGCUGAUCGCUGCUGAUAAACUGAUCUCUGGUUUGGGAUCGGAGAAUAUAAGGUGGACAAACGACUUGGAAGAGUUGAAGGAGAGAAGAGUGAAGUUGCUCGGAGAUUGUUUGCUGUGUUCUGCAUUUCUCAGCUAUGAAGGUGCUUUCAACUGGGAAUUCCGGAAAGAGAUGGUAUACACAGAAUGGCAACAGGACAUACUGGAGCGUGAAAUCCCUCUUAGUCAUCCGUUCAGGGUGGAGAGUCUGCUCACUGAUGAUGUGGAAAUUAGCAGGUGGGGCUCAGAAGGAUUACCCCCAGAUGAACUUUCAAUACAAAAUGGCAUACUGACCACCAGGGCAAGUCGCUUCCCACUUUGUAUAGAUCCGCAACAACAAGCUCUGAACUGGAUCAAAAGAAAGGAGGAACGGAAUAACCUUAAGAUUUCCUCUUUUAAUGACCCUGAUUUCUUGAAGCAAUUAGAAAUGGCCAUUAAGUACGGCUUUCCCUUCCUCUUUCAAGAUGUCGAUGAAUAUAUUGACCCGGUCAUUGACAAUGUUUUGGAAAAAAAUAUAAAAGGUGCCCAAGGUCGUCAGUUUAUCUUCCUUGGAGACAAAGAGGUUGAUUACGAUCCUAACUUCAAACUGUACCUGAAUACAAAACUGGCAAAUCCUAAGUACUCCCCAUCAGUGUUUGGUAAAGCCAUGGUCAUAAAUUAUACAGUUACUCUGAAGGGCCUUGAAGAUCAGUUGCUCAGUGUCAUUGUUGGCUUUGAAAGAAGAGAAUUGGAAGAGCAAAGAGAACAUCUAAUUCAAGAAACAAGUGAAAAUAAAAAGUUGUUGAAAGAUUUGGAGGACUCUUUGCUUCGAGAACUUGCCACCUCCACUGGUAAUAUGUUAGACAAUGUGGAACUAGUUCAUACACUAGAGGAGACAAAAUCCAAAGCUACAGAGGUGUCCGAAAAACUGAAACUAGCAGAGCGGACUGCCUUGGACAUUGAUAAAUUACGAGAUGGUUAUAGACCAGCUGCUAAGCGUGGAGCCAUACUGUUCUUCGUCCUUUCUGAGAUGGCCUUAGUCAACUCAAUGUAUCAAUACUCUUUGUCAUCGUUCUUGGCUGUCUUCGACCUAUCUCUACGGAAGUCUCUUCCUGAUGGUAUUUUGGCCAAAAGGUUGAAGAACAUAAUGGACACCUUGACAUUCAACGUUUAUAACUACGGAUGUACAGGCUUAUUUGAAAGACAUAAGUUGCUGUUUUCUUUCAAUAUGACAAUUAAGAUUGAGCAAGCAGAUGGCAGGGUGCCACAGGAAGAACUGGACUUUUUUUUGAAAGGAAAUAUCUCCUUAGAGAAAAGCAGGAGGAAGAAGCCAUGCUCUUGGCUCCUUGACCAAGGAUGGGAGGAUAUCAUGCGCUUGUCUGAACAGUUUCCAACAUUGUUUGGGUCGCUCCCUGAUGAUGUAGAGAGACAUGAGUCACAGUGGAAAGCUUGGUAUGACCUGGACACUCCCGAACAAUACCCCUUCCCCCUGAGCUACAAUGACAAACUUUCCACCUUUCAAAAAUUGCUUCUCCUGCGAUGUUUCAGAGUAGACCGCGUCUAUAGAGCUGUGACGGACUAUGUCACUGUCACCAUGGGAGAGAAAUAUGUGCAGCCACCAGUCAUAAGCUUUGAAGCUAUCUUUGAACAGAGUGUUCCAACCUCACCUAUUGUCUUUAUCCUGAGCCCUGGGUCUGAUCCUGCUAGUGACCUCACAAAAUUGGCAGAGAGGUCAGGAUUUGGAGGAAAUCGUCUUAAGUUCCUUGCCAUGGGUCAGGGGCAGGAAAAGGUUGCGCUUCAGCUCUUGGAAACAGCAGUAUCUCGUGGUCAGUGGCUUAUGUUACAAAACUGCCACUUGUUGGUGAAGUGGCUAAAAGAUUUGGAGAAAGCACUGGAGAUGAUAAGGAAGCCACACCCAGACUUCCGCCUGUGGCUCACCACUGAUCCCACCAAAGACUUCCCCAUUGGAAUACUUCAGAAAUCCCUCAAGGUUGUUACAGAACCUCCCAAUGGGCUGAAGCUGAAUAUGAGGUCCACAUACUUCAAGAUCUCACAUGAAGCUCUUGAUGCCUGCCAGCAUCCAGCCUUUAAAUCCCUGGUCUAUGUGCUGGCAUUCUUCCAUGCUGUGGUGCAGGAAAGGAGGAAAUUUGGAAAGAUUGGCUGGAAUGUUUCUUAUGAUUUCAAUGAGUCUGAUUUCCAGGUCUGCAUGGAAAUAUUGAACACGUAUCUGACCAAAGCUUACACACAGCAUGAUACCAGAAUACCCUGGGGCAGCCUGAAGUAUCUUAUUGGAGAGGUCAUGUAUGGAGGAAGGGCCAUUGACAGCUUUGACCGUCGGAUUCUUACCAUCUACAUGAAUGAAUAUUUGGGCGACUUUAUAUUUGACACAUUCCAGCUGUUCCAUUUCUAUAAAAAUGACGAUGUCGAUUAUAAAAUUCCAAGUGGAGACAAAAAAGAUGACUUUGUUGAGGAAAUAGAAUCGCUUCCACUUGCAAAUACCCCUGAAGUGUUUGGCCUGCACCCAAAUGCUGAAAUUGGAUACUACACACAGGCCGCUCGGGAUAUGUGGUCUCACCUCCUGGAAUUGCAGCCACAAACAGGCGAAUCAGGCACAGGUAUAAGCCGGGAUGAGUACAUCGGGCAGGUGGCAAAGGAUAUUGAGAACAAGCUGACCCAAAUAUUUGAUCUGGACCAAAUUAGGAAAAAUUAUGGGUUGGAAAUAUCACCAACCACAGUGGUGUUACUACAGGAACUAGAGAGGUUUAACAAGCUGAUAAUACAAAUGUCCAAGUCUCUAGCUGAACUUCAGAGGGCUUUGGCUGGUGAAGUUGGAAUGAGCAAUGAGUUAGAUGAAGUGGCUCGAGCACUAUUUAAUGGGCAGAUUCCAAGCAUAUGGAGAAGACUGGCUCCUGAUACCCUAAAGUCUUUGGGAAACUGGAUGAUUCAUUUCAGGGCACGUUAUAACCAGUACACAUCAUGGGUGAAUGAGGGCGAGCCAAAUGUCAUGUGGCUGUCCGGCUUACAUAUUCCAGAGUCCUAUCUGACUGCUCUUGUUCAAGCCACUUGCAGAAAGAAUGGAUGGCCACUUGACCGAUCUACAUUGUAUACUCAGGUUACAAAGUUCCGUACAGCUGAAGAGGUCACUGAGAGACCCGGACAAGGAUGCUUUAUUUCUGGCCUUUACCUGGAAGGAGCUGACUGGGACAUUGAGAAAUCCUCUCUAAUUAAAAGUAAACCCAAAGUCCUUGUAGUGGAGUUGCCUGUAUUAAAGGUUAUCCCAAUUGAAGCUCAUCGUCUUAAACUACAAAACACGUUUAGGACCCCCGUAUACACUACGUCAAUGAGGAGGAAUGCUAUGGGAGUUGGGCUGGUUUUUGAGGCUGAUCUCUUUACAACAAAACACAUCUCGCACUGGGUGCUGCAAGGCGUCUGCCUUACACUUAACGCUGACUAA
Molecule: messenger RNA, 13932 nt
Organism: Bufo bufo (common toad)
Lineage: Eukaryota; Metazoa; Chordata; Amphibia; Anura; Bufonidae
Gene: DNAH10
Product: dynein axonemal heavy chain 10
Exons: 79
Coding region: 1-13932 (4643 amino acids)
Biological process (GO): microtubule-based movement
Cellular component (GO): dynein complex
Molecular function (GO): dynein intermediate chain binding; ATP hydrolysis activity; ATP binding
Source: RefSeq, a predicted model, not a curated record